Molecule: messenger RNA, 1247 nt
Organism: Arachis stenosperma
Lineage: Eukaryota; Viridiplantae; Streptophyta; Magnoliopsida; Fabales; Fabaceae
Product: 2-hydroxy-palmitic acid dioxygenase mpo1-like
Exons: 4
Coding region: 426-1037 (203 amino acids)
Biological process (GO): sphingoid catabolic process
Cellular component (GO): endoplasmic reticulum
Source: RefSeq, a predicted model, not a curated record
UGCCCGUCCCACUCCGACACUGCGUGCAGAGACGGAUUAUGCAGGUUUUUCCUUAAAGGUGGAUUCAUUCAAUGUAACUCCACUAUUUUACCUACCAUGGAUCCUUCUUUGUCCCUUGUAAGUUAGCACGACUUAAGAGUAUCUCAGCAACAUACGAUAUGAAUGAUCGGUGAUUCUGUUUCCCCGCUUUUCAGUUCAAUCAAUCACACAUUCUAAACAAACCUAACCAGUAUUAAUUUAUACGACUAAACAUUCUCAACUUUCAUCAUCCAAAAGUUCCCCUCACUAGUUCAUUCCAAACGUUAAUUACGUCACCCUAUUCGUCAAACCUUGCCCAUAAAAAUCCCGUGUUCCCUGAUUCUUCUCUCAUAGCUCCCAUUUAAUUUCUUUUCAAGAAUCCCCAAAGGAACUUUUCCCUGUUAUCGAUGGGAAAGAUUGGAUUAUUCAAUCUUGAAGACGAGUUUGCUUUCUAUGGAGCAUACCAUAACAACCCAGUUAACAUAGCAAUCCACGAGUUCUUUGUUUGGCCAAUAUUCUUCACAGCACUUGUCAUUCUCUACUUCAUCCCCCCCUUCUUCAAUCUCCCAAACCUUGAGUUUUCUCUAUGGCAGAGCGAUGUGGUUUUGGUUUGGAAUGUAGGCUUCAUUGUUGCUCUGAUCUACGCUGCUUAUUAUGUAAUCUUGGAUCCUAAAGCUGGUUCCUUGGGUGCUUUGCUUUGUGCUCUGUGUUGGGUUGUUAGCAGUUUUGUUGCAAGACCACUUGGCUUCUCUCUGGCUUGGAAGGUUGUCCUGGUGGCUCAGGUUGUAUGUUGGACGGCGCAGUUCAUUGGCCAUGGAGUAUUUGAGAAACGGGCACCUGCUCUUUUUGAUAACCUCGCUCAGGCCCUUGUAAUGGCUCCUUUCUUUGUGUUGCUGGAGGCUCUCCAAACUUUAUUUGGUUAUGAACCGUACCCUGGAUUUCAAGCAAGUGUGCAAGCAAAAAUAGAAGCUAACAUCAAAGAAUGGAAAGAAAAACAUCAUAAACUAAUAAUGUCUUAGCUUUAUGCUUGGGUUUGUGUAUCUAUUGUUACUAGCUAGUCUCUAUUUUCCAAUGAUGAGGUGAUGAAUAAAGUUCUAUAAAAUGAUAAUACGUGUGAAUUAUAGUCGCAUAUAUGUAUGUUAUAAUAGUUUAUCUUUAUACAGAAGACAAAAUCUAUGACUUUAUGAUACAAUACAAUAUACCGUGUUCCAUGAUUUCAUUUACAAAUA